Perca fluviatilis (European perch) is the source of this 3446-nucleotide messenger RNA. RefSeq names its product ETS variant transcription factor 1 (gene etv1). Gene Ontology annotation, molecular function: DNA-binding transcription factor activity, RNA polymerase II-specific; sequence-specific DNA binding. Bases 408 to 1775 code for a protein of 455 amino acids. Gene Ontology annotation, biological process: regulation of transcription by RNA polymerase II; cell differentiation. The record is from RefSeq and is a predicted model, not a curated record. NCBI's taxonomy places the organism in Eukaryota, Metazoa, Chordata, Actinopteri, Perciformes, Percidae. The transcript is spliced from 15 exons. Gene Ontology annotation, cellular component: nucleus.
CCAGUGAAAGACAUUGACAACCAAUAGGAAGCGGAGUGCGGCUUGUUUCCGUGGGAGGCCCCGGGAGGCGAUGCCAAGCCGCUAGAAAGCAACACAGAGAGCGGGGAGAAGCGCAGGCAGCAGCCGGGACUGUGGAGAUCCUGCAGCCGCUCCGUGGCAAUCUGCGCGCGGAUGAAAGCGAGGUCACUUGGGUGACCGGACAGGACACUCUGGGGACUUUGCAGAUCGCUCGUCAAUUAAAGCCACAGCGGUGCAGAAUGGAUAGAUUUCACGACCAGCAAGUGCCUUAUUGUAACUCCAAAACUCAUUCCUCCCUCAGGGACCAUUUAGGUUUCAUCUAAUAAUCAAAGCUAAACAGCUAAACAAGAAGCCGCAAGAAAAGACAACGAGCUGCGAGAGGCCAGCAAAUGACAGAAAGAGAAAAUUCAUUAAGUCCGACCUGGCUCUGGACACUGAAGAGCUCUUCCAGGACCUCAGUCAGCUGCAGGAGACUUGGCUGGCAGAAGCACCGAAGUUUUGCUCAAGUUCCCGACAAUGACGAGCAGUUCGUUCCAGACUUCCAGACUGAAAACUUGGCUUUCCACGGACUGCAGCUGAAGAUCAAGAGGGAGCUGCACAGCCCGUGUUCAGAGCUGAGCUCCAACUGUAGUCAGGAACGGCCCUUCAAACUCCGGUAUGGAGAGAAGUGCCCGUACAACGUCAGUGCCUAUGAGCAGAAGCAGCCUGCGGGAAUGAAGCCCUCCAGCCCAGUGACGCCCCCCUGCAGCACCCCUGUGUCCCCCCUCCAUCAUGCCUCACCCACGGCAGCCCCGACACCCAAACCAGACAGGACCUACGCCCACAUACCGGCCUCGCAGCCGCUCCCUGACAGCGCCUACUCUAUGGACCACAGAUUUCGACGCCAGCUCUCAGAGCCGUGCCACUCGUUCCCCUCCCCUCCGACCAUGGCUCGGGACAGCCGGCCCAUCUACCACAGGCAGAUGUCAGAGCCCAACAUCCCCUUCCCUCCUCAGGGCUUCAAGCAGGAGUAUCCCGACCCCCUGUUCGAACACCCGGCCAUGAUGGGGGCGCCGCUACCCCACACGUACCCCGCCGGCAUGAUGAUCAAACAGGAGCCGAGGGACUUCACCUACGACUCAGCAGAAGUGCCUAGCUGCCAUUCUGUCUACUUACGGCAAGACGGCUAUCUGGCUCACGCUAACAGGACUGAAGGUUGUAUGUUUGACAAAGUGGCGAGGCAUUUCUACGACGACACCUGCGUCGUGCCUGAAAAGGUUGAAGGUGACAUCAAGCAGGAGUCGGGCCUGUACCGCGAGGGCCCGUCGUAUCAGCGCAGAGGCUCGCUGCAGCUCUGGCAGUUCCUGGUGGCUCUGCUGGACGACCCGUCCAACUCCCACUUCAUCGCCUGGACCGGCCGCGGCAUGGAGUUCAAACUCAUCGAGCCAGAGGAGGUGGCACGUCGGUGGGGGAUACAGAAGAAUCGACCAGCGAUGAAUUAUGACAAGCUCAGCCGAUCGUUGCGCUACUACUACGAGAAGGGAAUCAUGCAAAAGGUGGCCGGCGAGAGAUACGUCUACAAGUUUGUGUGCGACCCCGAGGCCUUGUUCUCCAUGGCGUUUCCCGACAAUCAGCGGCCGGUGCUGAAGACGGACAUGGAGCGGCAGAUCAACGAGGAGGACACGGUGCCGCUGUCGCACUUUGACGAAAACAUGGCCUACGUACAGGAGGGGCCCUACUGCCCGCCGCACCCCUACAGCGAGGGCUAUGUUUAUUAACGCCAGCCCACUCAAACACAUACACGCACACACACACACACACACACACCCCUCCACUCUACCCUCUCCCACCUCCUCCGUCCACACACCUGAGACUGUCAUGUCCUCUAAUUCACAGCCACUCCGGGAAUAAGACUGAACACAUACAUGCAGCGGAGCUUCCCUUCUCACAUAAACACACACACACACACAUCUUUAUUUUUUUUUUUUGCUCUUUCUGACGUUCAAGCCGCACAGCGGGAUGGAGAGUGCACUUUAUGGACAGGAAGUGCGGUGUUAACCUGCCAGGGGCUAGCUAUGUGGUUGGCUUUUUACCGUUGUUUAUGUUUGUACAUUAAUGUGGGAAUCAUGUUUUUUUUUUUUUUUAUUCUCAUGAUUUUGAGCAUGUGGCGCCCUGGCGAGACAGGACUCAACGGCUAACUCGUGGUCACCCAAGGACUGAAUCUUAAGACUUCAUGCAAAAGAAACUCGUCUACACACGCGCGGCGAAAUCGAAGGAUAAUCGCUUCUGUUUCGACUGGUUUGUCCCUCAAAACUGCCACCCUGUACCUUCACGCUCAUUUAAAGUGAAUACUGGCAACGUAUUGUAACAAUGCUUUUUAAGGUGAAGUGACAUGAUUAUAGACUUGGAAAAAAGUAAUGUGAUAAUAAAAGAGACGUUUAGCGACCAUCAGUGAGAACUGCCUCGCUCGUCAGUUUGAUCACGACACCUCUUGUGUGUCACUGAUCUCUGCCCCUCGUCCACUCAAACUGUAGAUCUCAUCAUCGUAGCUGUUUUUGCUGUUAAUGACAUAAACCCGUGGAUCAUUCUCUCAACGGCUGAAAAACCUUGUGGGUUAGUAAAGUAAAGACACAAGGAUGCACCUCGAGUGGUGCAGGUGAAAAUACAACCUGUGUUUAGGGUAAUCACUAAAGCUGCAGGCCGCUGUAAAAUAACUCCUCCACUGUAAACGGCAGUUUUCCUUUGUCUUCUGAAACGCAUCAAAGCAGUCAUUUGUUUUUUCAUUCAGGUGUUUUUCAAUGAAUAACAGGUGAAAGUGUAUGUACAGUUAAAGUGGACACAGCAACCGAUCAAUCAACACAUUCAGAAUAUUAUUUGCAUCCCCAAAAAUAAAAAAAUAAAGACAGAUGUUAUUGGCUUAAACAAUAAAAAAAGCUAAAAAAAAAAAAGCAAAAAAAAAGAAAGAAAAGAAUAGUCAAACACUUCCCUGAUCUUCUUUUCUCUGUUUUGUUCCAGGUCAACACAAGGUGUACAUUUUGCUUUGCCAUUGAUGGGGUUGCUUUUUUUUGGUAAAAAAAAUAAAAAAAAAUAUUUAGAGUUUUAUAAUGUGAUUAAAAAAAAAACAUUCAUGUUAUAACAAAGAUUAUGUUCCAUUGUAUAAUCAGGUAAAUGCACAUUUUGUUGCUGCUUCAAGUUCUAAGUGUAUUUUCUAGUCUUAAGAAAAAAGAAAGAAAACAAGUGCGGCAGUUCCGACCUGCUAUUCUUGAUUUCUCUUUUUUUUUUAUUUUGUUGUUUUUUUAUUUUAUUUUUUUGUUGUUCAAAUUGAGCAUUAAAAAAAGAAUCUGGUCUGAGUUUUGGUUCUCGAUGUUCACAUUUUUUGGGACGGGAUCGGCAAUAGGAAAGAUUCUGUAAUAAAAUAGCUCUGAAAAACAAAGUUAUCGCCACUUUUC